AUGGCGGAAUUUUCUUCACUCAACUUACUGAUAAUUUCCCCUUUUUCCUCCGCCCAAAAUCUGCCGCCCAGCGAUGAUGACCUGUACGGCGCAGAUCUGCACCUCGUCAGGAGCAGAGCGUUUCUCGACCUGAACAUCGAGCGGAAAAACCUACCGAGGGGCUUCCUCGGGAAUGCGCAAGAAAUUUUCCCGCAUGACAGCCAGUGGCGGCGGCGGCGGAGGCGGAGGUCGACGGCGGGGGCUGCUCCCGUCUUCCUGCGGCGGACGCGGACCUGGCCGAUGCAGGUGACCUUCGGGGAGGACGGCUCCUGGGCGGCCUCGAUGGCGCCGCCGGGGGGCCGCCGCCUGCUGCGGAGGUGGAAGAUGGGGCUCGAGCGGGACCUGCCUCGGCUGCGGCUGCCGGGGUUGGUCCGCAGGAUCCUCAUUAACGGCGGGGGGAACUUCUCGGCCCGGCCCGGGCUGGAUAGUGGUUUUGAUAGAGCUCUCAUUUUUUUUGGGUGGCUCCGGCGGAUUGGGCGGUGGCGCUCGGCCGCAGCGACGUAA
Messenger RNA from Striga asiatica, 543 nucleotides. The record is from the annotation of a GenBank genome assembly. Lineage: Eukaryota; Viridiplantae; Streptophyta; Magnoliopsida; Lamiales; Orobanchaceae.